CAUCAACAUGCCAAGUCGUUGUGUGGCAGCUGGAUGUAGCAAUACAUCUAGUGAAAGUGUAUCUGUGUAUAAAUUCCCAAAACAAGAAACGCUGCUGAAACAAUGGACAAAACAAGUGCAGCGAACGAGGGCGAAUUGGGUGCCAACUGCUUCGUCAACUUUAUGCAGCGAACAUUUUGAGGCAGACUGUUUUGAAGAAAAACCACAGCUCAUGAAAGAUAUGGGAAUGCAUGUCAGAUAUAAAAAAGUAUUGAAACCAAACGCAAUCCCCACCAUUUUCAAGAGAUCGCUAGUGGGAACGUCCGAAACAGAAACGCCCAGUACCAGCUCUGGCAGCAGCCAGUACAAAAAGAGAAAAUCGGUGACCGAAAAGCUGGCACAAAAGAGAGAGUACAUGAUGAAUGACAGCUCUAACCAGGAGAGAGCCUCCAGUUUGGACCAAGCAGAACCAGAACCUCCACAAUUCAAAGAGGAACCAGAGGAACUGUGCAUUAAUCAGGAGGAAGAGUCGCUCUGGCUGAAUCAGGAUGCUGAUGUAAAUGCAGAAUUAAAGUCUAAAUGUGAAGAGAAUUUCAGAGAUUGUAAAAGGAUUAUGUUUCAGUUCAAGGAACUGUCACAUUAUCAGUACUGCCUGGGGAUCAGAAAUGCUGAGACAGACUUACACAAAACAGAUGUUCAACAGCAGCAUCUGUGUGAGGAUGAGAAUAAAUGGCACCUCCAUAAACGGGAGAGACAUUCCAGUCUGGACCAAGCAGAACCAGAACCUCUACAGAUUAAAGAAGAACCUGAGAAACUCUGCAGUAACCAGGAGGGAGAGCAGCUGCUCCUGAAUCAGGAGACUGAUGUGAAGAUGGAGUUCAAGUCUGAUUUGUUGGAUCAUCAGCAUCACCAGAGGAAGAUCACCAUGAUUCCUGUCAUAAAGCUGGAACGAAUAGACCCCUCAGAGAAAAACAUCUGUAAGGAGGAGACUGAUGAUGAGCAGCUUCUCUGGAAGCAGGAGAGGAGCUCCAGUCUGGAUGAAGAGAAACCAGAGCUUCCACUGAUCAAAGAGGAGUGGGAGGAGGUCUGCAUUGGUGAGGAAGGAGAGGAGCUGGAACUGAAGGAGGAGACUGAUGAUUUCAUGGUCACUGAGGAUGAUCAGGAAAACAUGGACUCCAACCCCGAACCAAUUGAGAACCCAGUUCUGGAAGCAAACAGCCAGUUCAGAAACAGUGAUGCUGUGAUUGUCCAGCUGGACUCUCCUUCAGAUUCUCAUGUGAAGGAGAGUUCAGCUGUCUUAUGUCAGUCAUAUUCCUGUGACACAUGUGGAAACAUUUUACCUCAACAUAGUGAUUCAAUACACACGUCUGAAAGGCCUUAUUCUUGUAAUGUUUGUGAAAAAAGUUACUCUCAAAGUUCUACCUCAAAAGCUCAUAUGAAAACCCCUACAGGUAAGAAACCUUUUUCUUGUAAGGUAUGUAAAAAAAAUUUCACUCAAAGGAAAAAUGUCAAACUCCACAUGAGAACUCACACAGGUGAAAGGCCAUAUUCUUGUAAAGUUUGUGAAAAAAGUUUUACUCAGAAUUCUUCCUUAAAUGUUCACAUGAGAAUUCACACGGGUGAGAGGCCCUUCACUUGUGAAGUGUGUGAAAAAAGUUUCACUAAAGGUAGUGACUUGAAAACCCACAUGAGAACUCACACAGGUGAGAGGCCCUUUUCCUGUCACAUUUGUAACAAAGGUUUCAUCCAUUCAGGUGGAUUGACCUUACACAUGAGAACUCACACAGGUGAAAGGCCUUUUACUUGUAAACUAUGUCAAAAGGGUUUCAUGCAAAGCAGUGCCUUAAAGGCCCACAUGAGGACUCACACAGGCGAAAGGCCUUUUAUUUGUAAAGUAUGUGAAAAAACCUUUUCUCAAAGUACUAAAUUAAAAGCCCACAUAAGAACUCACACAGCUGAGAAGCUUUUUCCGUGUGACAUUUGUAAGAAAGUUUUUGUCUCCUUGAGAAAUUUGACCUAUCAUAUGAGAACUCACACAGGUGAAAGGCCUUAUUCUUGUAAAGUUUGUCAAAAAUGUUUUACGCGAAGUAGUUCCUUAUGUGCCCACAUGAAAACUCACACAGGUGAAAGGCCACGUGUAGUAAACCAAAACACUUCUGUCACGCUAAUUGUUUAACCCUUGUGUUAUCCAAGGCACUUUAACAUUGAGAGUGGGGUCAUCUAGACCCCACAAUACAAUACGGUAAACCUUUUUUCUUAAAUGAUUUGUGAUCU
Oryzias latipes (Japanese medaka) is the source of this 2253-nucleotide messenger RNA. RefSeq lists its product as uncharacterized. Gene Ontology annotation, cellular component: nucleus. Gene Ontology annotation, biological process: regulation of transcription by RNA polymerase II. The record is from RefSeq and is a predicted model, not a curated record. Lineage: Eukaryota; Metazoa; Chordata; Actinopteri; Beloniformes; Adrianichthyidae. Gene Ontology annotation, molecular function: RNA polymerase II cis-regulatory region sequence-specific DNA binding; DNA-binding transcription factor activity, RNA polymerase II-specific.